Messenger RNA from Rhodotorula graminis WP1, 1472 nucleotides. RefSeq lists its product as uncharacterized. The record is from RefSeq and is a predicted model, not a curated record. NCBI's taxonomy places the organism in Eukaryota, Fungi, Basidiomycota, Microbotryomycetes, Sporidiobolales, Sporidiobolaceae. Gene Ontology annotation, molecular function: 2-(3-amino-3-carboxypropyl)histidine synthase activity. The transcript has 5 exons. The coding region runs from base 1 to 1446 and encodes 481 amino acids. Gene Ontology annotation, biological process: protein histidyl modification to diphthamide.
AUGCAGCCAGACACUCCACCAACAGCCUCAGAGCCGGCCCAGCCAAAGCCGGCCCGCAAGCGCUUCGUCGGCCGCUCGUCCACCUCGUCCCGCCCGCCGGCGUCCUCCAACAAGGUCGUCGCCGCCAGCGCCCUCCAGCAGCAGCAGCAGCAGCCCGUCGACCCGCUCCUCGAGGCCGCCAUCCACCACCUCCUGCCGAGCAACUACAACUUUGAGAUCCCCAAGUCGGUCGCCCAGAUCCUCCGCAACCGCGCCACCCGCGUCGCCCUCCAGAUGCCCGAGGGCCUCGCCAUGUACGGCUGCGCCAUCGUCGACAUCCUCGAGCGCUUCACCGGCGCCGAGUGCGUCAUCAUGGGCGACGUCACGUACGGCGCGUGCUGCAUCGACGACUACACGGCCCGCGCGCUCGGGUGCGACAUGAUGAUCCACUACGGCCACUCGUGCCUCGUCCCCGUCGACACGACCACCAUCAAGACCCUGUACGUCUUUGUCGAGAUCGGCGUCGACCGACAGCACCUCGCCGGCACCGUGCGCCUCAACUUCCCGACCUGCAUCCCGCCUCGAGGUGCCGGCGCCCUUGCGAGCGGUGCGAGCGGCGAGGGCAACAGCGCCUCGAGCGAGGUCGCGGCGGCGAGCCCGAGGUUCGAGGUCGUCGUGCCGCAGGUCAAGCCGCUCAGCCCGGGCGAGAUUCUCGGCUGCACGGCGCCCAAGCUCGCAGCCGACACGGACGCUCUCCUCUACGUCGGCGACGGCCGGUUCCACCUCGAGUCGAUCAUGAUCCAGAACCCGCUCGUGCCGGCGUUCCGGUACGACCCGUACACGAAGCGGUUGACGCGCGAGCUGUACGACCACGCCGAGAUGCGCGAGGUGCGCGGGCAGGCCGUCGCGAGGGCGCGGGACAGCCUGAGCUGGGCGGUCGUGCUCGGGACGCUUGGGCGGCAGGGAAACUUGCGGGUCCUCAAGUCUGUCACCCGCCACCUCGACGCUCCUCCCGCCACGUCGUCGACUAUGCUCUCCACGACGACGCCCUCGUCAACCUCGUCGUCGACGCCGUUCAUCCCGAUCCUCCUCUCCGAGCUGUCGCCGGCCAAGCUCUCGCUCCUGCAGGGCAUCUCGACCUUUGUCCAGACGUCGUGCCCCCGUCUCUCGAUCGACUGGGGCUACGCCUUUUCGCGCCCGCUCCUGUCGCCGUACGAGGCGGCCGUCGCGCUCGGGGUCGACGGCGCGCGCGGGUGGAAGGACAUGGGGCGCGAUGCCGAGCAGCGCGGGCUCGAGGGCGCGCGCAAGGGCGACGAGGACUACCCGAUGGACUUUUACAGCGACAAGGGGCUCGGCGAGUGGACGCCACGAUUCGGGAUGGGGGCGAGGAGGGCGGGAGGAGAGAAGGGGAGGCCCGUGCCGAGGAGCAAGAGGGCGGCGGCGGCGGUGGCGGUACCGGCGCCGUGAGGAUCGUGCAACUGGCUCUGUCGAGC